Messenger RNA from Phanerochaete carnosa HHB-10118-sp, 749 nucleotides. RefSeq lists its product as uncharacterized. The record is from RefSeq and is a predicted model, not a curated record. NCBI's taxonomy places the organism in Eukaryota, Fungi, Basidiomycota, Agaricomycetes, Polyporales, Phanerochaetaceae. The transcript has a single exon. The coding region runs from base 101 to 361 and encodes 86 amino acids.
CUGCCUUCACAUAUCUUUCACCUUGUUCAGGGUUCCGACUUUCUGUUGUCGUGGUGUAAACCCUGCUGUCCCUCCUCCAUCCCCGGUUUUAGUAUUCUUGAUGCGCACGAUUACUCUCAGCCUCUUCGCUGUCCUCGACGGCCAAGCGCGGUCAGAACACGCUCACGAGUGUUUCCUGGCUCUUCAUCCUGCUGCUGGGCUCUGCGCACGGUCUUGCGCUUCUUCAGUCCUGUCCCACCGCCUGCCUAGUGUUCAGGUGGCGAGCUCAACGGCCUUCGAAAUAUGCAUGCUUCAGCCGUCUAGGAUGGAUCUUUAUCUGGGCUCAGGAGUAGGAGAGAGCGGAGCGACACAGCCGAGAUGAUUUCUGGUGUGUCAGAGACUUUUAUACCACAGAUAUCCCUACCAUAGCCUCUGUCCCUAGAUACUAUGAAGAGCAUCUUACCUCCGUGCGGGGACAUCCGCACGCGUCUCAAGGUACCACUUCCCCACUGGGUUCGCGCAUCCUCGGUCGUUUCAUACGGCAGUCGGAUGCACGAUUUGCCUGCUAUUACGCUGUGGCUAAUACUCUAUCAGUGUCGAGACGCCAUGAUGCUCUUCGUGCCCCACUUCUCAGUUUGUUAUUAAAUCAUGUUCUGUUUACUCUUCUCGAGGAGUGUGUUGAUUGCCCCGUCAGAAUCGAUGUCACUAUGUCCUUGUUGAGCCUAUAAAACUGUUACCAUAUGCUCUACUUAAUGUCGACAUAGGAAACC